CCGUGAACACAUCGAAUCGGAUAGUCACGUAAAUGUGGACAUUUUUCUUGGUAUCCUUCAUUUAAACUGUACCUUCGUACCAAUGAUCACAAGAUCAUCUGACUCAGACUAAUCCUAUGAAGGAAGCGAAUCAGUUCGAAAUUAAUUCUAACAUAGUUAAUGUAGUUAAUUAUAAUGAACUCUCGAGGCAGUAAACUAUUGGACUUUUGCCGUCACGUGUUACCGGAAAACUUUCUAUUAAAAGCCGUCAUAACGGCGAUGAUUUUUUACUUCACGGAUGUGGCCAAUCAGUUGCGAUCCUCGUUCGAACCUUAUUCACCGGCUCUUUGCUCAGCAGCACUCUCCACCGAGGACAAAUUGCAAUAUAAUUUCUACCCGGUUGCCAGUUGGCAAAUUCAGUUUCGAGUGAAGGCGGCCAAUGAUGCUCACAUCGCUCUUACCACCGGCCCUGAAGAAGGAGAACCCAUGUACGAGGUUUUCAUCGGUGGAUGGAACAACGCCAAGUCCGUGAUUAGAAAGAAUAAAGCCAAGCCUGAAGCCGCAGAGGUAGAGACACCGGGUAUACUGAGUGCCGACGAAUUCCGCGGUUUUUGGAUCAGAUGGGGCGACGGUGCUCUUUCAGUGGGCAAAGAAGGCGAACCAAGCGCAUUCCUCUAUUAUACUGAUCCAGAACCCUUCGGAAUCGGUUACUUUGGUGUGUGCACUGGUUGGGGCGCGACCGGCGAAUGGCAGAUCGAAGGACAUGGCCCCAUAUCAACGCGGAACCAGUUAGUGUACCAGUUUCGAAACAUACCCAGCGGUUCAAUCCUAGUCGACGUGAAGGCUAAGAGCAACGCUCACGUUGCCUUGACCAACAAAAAAGGCGAAUCGACCCCUAUGUAUGAGAUCAUGCUCGGGGGUUGGGAGAACACAGCAUCGGUGAUCAGACACGAUCGCAAGCAACCCGACAAGGUGCGCGUGAACACGCCAAACCUGCUGAACGAGAACGAGUUCAAGAAGUUCGCUAUCUCUUGGCGCGACGGUCUGAUCACGGUCAGGACUGGUGAUCUAAACGGUCCCGUGAUCAUGGAAUGGCGAGAUCCUAAGCCGAUUGGCGUGAGCUACGUGGGCGUGCGCACCGGUUGGGGUUCAACAGGGAAAUGGCAACUUCGUACGCCCCCAGUGAAAAAUUCAAGCCCAUCUGCCCCAUCUGCCCCAUCUGCCCCAUCUGCUCCUCCGGUACAAGGUUUGGAAGUGGGCCAGGAGUGCUGGUGUGACGCAAUAGGCGGGAUUGUGCCUCCAGGUGCAGUAGAAGGCGGAAAUGACGGUGAGACCUUGUACGUAGGGAGAGCUUUCCACGAGGGAGCUCUUUUGCCAGGCAAAGUGAAGCCCAGCCACUCCGUUUGUUACGUUGCUUGGGGUGGCGAGGAGCAUGGAAAGGCUGAGUAUCAGGUUCUCUGUGGCUGUAAUCCCGCAUGGGUACCAACUAGCGGAGGUAGCAUUCCUCCCAAUGCGAUUCCGGGUGGCGAAACCGAAGAUGGAGAAGCUCUCUACGUCGGCCGCGUGAAUCAUGAAGGCACCGUGACAGUUGGCAAGGUGCAACCGUCUCAUAGCGUUUGCUACAUCCCAUAUGGUGGGGCAGAAGUCGCCUUCCCUGAAUACGAAAUCAUGGUUUCAAAAUAAUCGAGCAGACAUUACAUCAUGAGAAAGGAGAAUUAAACACCGCACCGACUUGUCGAUGAGUUUCAAUAAUUGUUUCAAAUAUGGUACUAUUUUUGAAAGGCUGUAUUGAAUGUUAAAAAGGAAAUUGGUAAUAUUAGACAACACUGACAGUAUUAACGGAAAUAUUACAGGAAAAGAUUAUUUACAUGGAAAAAGUAUCUGCAACUAAGCGAUAUUGUUCCCUUAAACUAGAGAAUCUCAGUGGUCUGUUGAUAUUUUUAUUAAGAACUGGAGUGGGGGAAGUAGAUUAGAAGACUAUAAAGAAUCUCAUAUGUGUGCAAACUAGUCUAGUUAUGAGCGAAUUUAUCGACGAGUCGGUGCGGAACAUGCGUCCACUUCUGCACUUGAAUUCUUGAUGUAGAACGCGCAAAUCAAACCGGCAAUAUAUGUAGCUCAGCUAUAUAUACAGAUUAUUUGUUAAUUCCAGUUGGAUGUGUAUGCCGUUUAAAUGAUCGUUGCCUUUAAAUCGUUCCUACUAGCGAACGAGAGCAUCGCUAAAAUGUAUAUUCGACAGCCACAUAGUUUUUUAUCGCACGACACUUUUCGCUUUAUUGAAGUUAUUUUUGGAUUCUAUAUUGUUAUGAAACAAUAAAUAAUAUA
Messenger RNA from Nomia melanderi (Alkali bee), 2301 nucleotides. RefSeq lists its product as uncharacterized. NCBI's taxonomy places the organism in Eukaryota, Metazoa, Arthropoda, Insecta, Hymenoptera, Halictidae. The record is from RefSeq and is a predicted model, not a curated record.